ACUCAUGACAUAGUGAUGUCAUAGACAAUGACUUUGACAUAGUCAGUGACCCUGUCUGUGUCAAAGUCAUUGAGUUCCAAGAGUUCCAAGGUAGGAUUGCUUUCUGUGAUUAUACGUUUGUAAAAGGAUUGCUAUCCAAAAACAAGACGAAAAUGAGACGUUCAAUACAAGAAUGGCAGACCAUGGAGGAUGAAUUAACUGACGAUGAUCCUCAAUCCCAAAAGAACCUCAUGAAAAAUGAGGAUGAAAGAGCCAGAGACACAACACGGCGAUCCACACUGCCAGAGGACAACCAGACAGAAAACUCUCCGUCCAAAGAGAGAGUCCAACAAGCUGAAAAAGAUUUACGGAAACAACAACAGAACACAUAUCAGCUGAAGAAGGAAAUUAAAUUGCUGGAGGUUAAAAAUUUUAAACUUUCCAACAACUUUAAAGGGAUUUCCGCUAAAUUUCUGGAAAGUGUAACUAGGAUUGAGGAACUAGAAGGUCAGUUAAAAAACAUGGAACAAGCUCUUGCAGAGAAGACACAUUCUCUCAUGGCUGAAACUGCACGGAGGCGCGACUUGUCUGACAAAGUGGCAGGACUGAAAGUGUACAGAGAUCGAGCCCUUGAUGCAGAAAAACAGGUGAAAGAGCUGAAAGACGACAACCAAAGAUUGAAAAUACAGGUAGAUGCGUCUCAGCUAAAAGCAAUGACAUCUAGAAAUGAAUCAGAGAGCCUGAAAGCUGAGCUUAAGAUGCAGUCUGAUAUAUUGAAAACUAAAGAGAACACAAUUGACAAUUUUAAGAUGGUCUUGGAUGCAAAGGAAAAGAUACUUGAUGCUCAGAAGGAGGAGAUUAAGAAACAACGCAAAGUCGCACAAGAGACAGAAAUGGAGGCAAAAAGAAAUCGCCAGAAUGAAGAAACUUCUAUGAAGCGACUAAAACACAAAGAUGACGAAAAUCUGAGCCUACGAAAGGAAAUCACGUCAUUACACAAGUCUUUGCAUGAUUUUGAGAGGAAGAUGUCUAAACAAGAGUCGAAAUACCAAGUCCUCCAGGAGAAAUGUGAACGUGCUCAAACAGAAAAAGCAAACCUACAGAAAAAAUAUCAAAAACUAAAAACUUCUGCAGCAAAUCUUGAGAAAGAGAUUAUUGAAACCCAGACACUCCUGGAAAAGUCCAAGCAAGAGACUCAAUUUUUUAAACAUCAGGUGGAGCAGGUCAAGAUAAAGCUGGUUGACACGAAAGACAACAGCAAGGAAAAUAAGAUAAAAUUUGAAAAGGACCUCCUGCGUACACGGGAAGAUUACAUGAAACUGAAAACGCAGAGAGAAGACGCUCUGACCAAAAACAGAAGAGCUGCAGAAGUACUUCUCAGCAAUAACAGAAAAAUUGGAAUACAAGCCGAUAUCAUUCGUGAACAGGAAUGCAAGAUCGUAGAACUAACUAAGGAAGUUCUGCGACUCCAUGCAAAUGAGCAGAAAUUCAGAAUGGUUAAAGAAACGUAUUCCAAGGUGCAAAGGCUGGGGCUAAAUGAGGAGAAUGGAGAUAUUAUACUUCUCCCAGACACGGACAAGAAAACGGGAAAACUCACAAUGCUUCGCACUGAGAACCGCAGAUUGUCCACAAAACUGAAAGAGAAAGUGACAGAAAUUGAAAAUCUAAAGCUUGAGGAGGCGAAUCUCCAGAAUGUGAUGAAGUGUCUCACGUCUAAGUUAGACCAUGUGCCGGAAGAUGUAAUGCUUCAAGUUCAGGAGAGUCAGACCACCAUCAAAGCUCUGAGAAGACAGAAAAAAGCACUAGAGGCAGAGGUAAUAAGACUGAGCGAUUUUGAAACUGGUAAACACCCCUGGGUGUUGUACAAUGGGAAAAUGGGUGAACUACAACAGAAAAUGCAAAUAGGCGGCCUCCACCAAAAGCUUUUGAGGUUCAAUGGAACAAACAAGGUGGAAAGUGUGUCAAGGUUUGCUGCAGAUGCUGAACAAAAUUGUCCAGUUUUGGUAUAUUCUGUGGAGUCAAGCAUUACUAAUGUUGAGCACAUUCUUCCAAACUUUGGUCCCAAUACGGAUUAUUCCUAUCCCUGGGAUUGGAACAUUACCUCUUCUAGGAAGUGGUCUUUGUAAAGCUGUUUGAAUGGAGUGUUGUCUGGUUGGGAACUAGAAAUAAUUCUUUGUUACAAUGUAUAUAAAU
Gambusia affinis (western mosquitofish) is the source of this 2172-nucleotide messenger RNA. Its product is annotated as kinetochore protein SLK19-like. The coding region runs from base 153 to 2105 and encodes 650 amino acids. The transcript has 4 exons. NCBI's taxonomy places the organism in Eukaryota, Metazoa, Chordata, Actinopteri, Cyprinodontiformes, Poeciliidae. The record is from RefSeq and is a predicted model, not a curated record.